This is a messenger RNA of Arachis stenosperma, 549 nucleotides long. RefSeq names its product secreted RxLR effector protein 161-like. The record is from RefSeq and is a predicted model, not a curated record. The coding region runs from base 1 to 549 and encodes 182 amino acids. The transcript has 2 exons. Lineage: Eukaryota; Viridiplantae; Streptophyta; Magnoliopsida; Fabales; Fabaceae.
AUGGAUUAUGGCACUAAGUUGACAAAAGAUGAGGGGGAAUUCCUACCUGACAACAGUGCGUAUAGGAAGCUAAUUGGCAAACUCCUUUAUCUGGCUAACACAAGGCCAGAAAUCAGUUUCGCAAUUGGCAAGCUCAGCCAAUUUCUUGAGAAACCAACCACUUCGCACCUCAAGGCAGCAUAUAGAAUUUUGAGAUAUAUCAAGAUGGCACGUGCAACCAGUUUGUUCUUCCCGUCCAAGUCUGACCUGCUAGUGUCAAGAUUUAGUGACUCUUAUUGGGCGGCAUGCCCUGAUUCACGAAGAUCCAUAUCUGCCUACUGUUUUUACAUUGGGAAUUCGAUUGUUUCAUGGAAAAGCAAGAAACAAACGAAUGUGGCAUCAUCUUCUGCUGAAGCAGAAUAUCGAGCGUUGGCCUCAGCCACUAGAGAAGCAAUUUGGCUAAAGAAUGUCCUAAGUGACUUGGGUUUUGAGCUGGAGAAACCUAUAAGUCUAUACUAUGAUAGCCAAGCAGCCAUCCACAUUGCUCACAAUCUAGAUCUUCUUACUUAG